UUGUAGUAAAAGAUAAUUUCAUUAUUUCUGACUUCAUGAGUUCUUUGUCCGUUUCCCACCUCCUUCUCCGUCUCUCUCCGUCUCUCUCUCUCUCUCCAUGGAUGAGCUGAAAGCUUGAAGGGAAUCAAUUCACUGUGGGAUAUAUGUGUUCCCUAGUACAUAAUGUUUGACUGUGGUUACAAAUCCGAGUACAUGGAUGGCCAGCGAGAGAAGUUUAGGAGGCUGGACGACUUGGAUUCUAGAGUAUCGUCACCUUCAGAUACUGGAAUGAAGAAGUGUGGUUUUAGUAUUGAGGGCCUUGCGCGAGCUGGUCACACAAGCAAUGCCAAAUCUAAAUCCUUCAAAACUGGGAUGAGAAAGGGUUCUGAAGGACUCAAGUCGAUCGGCCGUUCGCUCGGAUUUGGGGUUUCUCGAGCAGUUUUCCCUGAAGAUCUGAAAACAUCUGAGAAAAAGAUAUUUGAUCCUCAAGACAAGUUCCUACUUUUGUGGAAUAAACUUUCUGUGGCUUCAUGUAUUUUGGCAGUGUCUGUGGACCCUCUUUUCCUUUAUCUUCCUGUCAUUAACAAUACAAUGAAUUGUAUCGGUAUAGAUCGUAAAUUAGCCAUCACAGUGACCACGUUGCGGACCAUUAUUGAUGCUUUCUAUCUCAUCCACAUGAGUCUUCAGUUUCGAACUGCUUAUAUUGCACCAUCUUCCCGGGUUUUUGGGCGAGGUGAACUUGUGAUAGAUCCUGCCCAAAUUGCAAAGCGCUACUUACGACGCUACUUCAUCAUUGAUUUCCUUUCCGUCCUCCCUCUGCCUCAGAUUGUUGUCUGGAGAUUCCUUGUGAGGUCAAAUGGUUCAUAUGUGCUGUCUACAAAGCAGGCCCUGCUUUACAUUAUUAUCAUUCAGUACAUUUUUAGAUUUCUCCGCAUGGUUCCAUUGACCACAGAACUGAAGAGAACUGCUGGUGUUUUUGCUGAAACUGCGUGGGCUGGUGCUGCAUAUUAUUUGCUGCUAUAUAUGCUUGCUAGUCAUAUAAUGUUACUUGAACGAAACUACUCUCCUUCACUGCUCCAACAGAAGUACUGCUACGCCUGGCCGACGCUCAGUCUCACUGUGUAUUGUCAUUCAAAGUUUCACUGGGGCAUCGUAUCUAUAGUUACCAUUGUCGGCGCAUUCUGGUAUAUAUUUGCUGUACAGAGAAACGAUUCAUGCUGGAAGAAGGCUUGUAACGAAACAUGCCAUAGAGAUUUUCUUUACUGUGGGAACCAAGGAAUGGAUGGUUAUAGCGCGUGGAGCAACAUAAGUGAAGGGGUCCUUAAUGCUAGUUGUUCUGCUGGCGGUGAUGAUCCGCCAUUCGAUUAUGGUAUCUUUGAUCAGGCACUGUCAUCUGGGAUAGUUUCGACCAUGAAUUUUGUAUCGAAGUAUUGCUACUGUUUAUGGUGGGGGCUGCAGAACUUGAGUACUCUUGGGCAGGGGCUCGAGACCAGCACAUAUCCAUGGGAAGUUGUAUUUUCCAUUACACUAGCCAUUUUGGGCCUUAUCCUCUUUGCUCUAUUGAUUGGUAAUAUGCAGACCUACCUUCAGUCUCUCACUAUUCGGCUUGAAGAGAUGAGAGUGAAGAGGCGUGACUCUGAACAGUGGAUGCAUCAUCGAUUGCUCCCCCCCGAAUUAAGGGAGCGUGUUAGACGCUAUGAUCAGUACAAGUGGUUGGAGACUCGUGGUGUUGAUGAAGAGUCCUUGGUGCAGUCUCUCCCAAAGGAUCUGAGGAGAGAUAUUAAGCGUCAUCUCUGUCUCGCCUUGGUUCGAAGAGUGCCAUUGUUUGAGAAUAUGGACGAGAGGUUACUCGAUGCAAUCUGCGAGCGACUGAAGCCAAGUUUAUUCACUGAAAACACUUACAUAGUCCGGGAAGGUGAUCCUGUGGAUGAGAUGCUCUUUAUAAUUCGGGGACGUCUCGAGAGUGUGACUACUGAUGGAGGGAGAAGUGGGUUUUUCAACCGAAGUUUAUUGAAGGAAGGAGACUUCUGUGGUGAGGAAUUGCUAACUUGGGCCCUCGAUCCCAAGUCGGGCUCUAACCUCCCUUCUUCCACCCGGACUGUGAAGGCUCUCACAGAGGUGGAGGCCUUUGCGCUGAUAGCUGAGGAACUGAAGUUCGUGGCUAGUCAGUUCAGGAGGCUUCACAGUAGGCAAGUUCAGCAUACGUUCCGCUUCUAUUCCCAGCAGUGGAGGACUUGGGCUGCCUGCUUUAUUCAAGCUGCGUGGAGGAGAUACGCAAAGAGGAAGAGCAUGGAACUUCGCAGAAAGGAGGAAGAGGGGGAAGAAGAGGAAGAGGAAGAAGGGCCGAGCCGGGCCAGGAACAGUAAUGCAGGUGGCACAUCUUUUAGUAUCGGGGCAACCUUCCUUGCUACGAGAUUUGCUGCAAAUGCCCUUCGUGGAGUCCAUAGGAAUCGAAAUGCCAAGAGCGCCCGGGACCUCAUGAAGCUUCAGAAGCCGCCUGAGCCUGACUUCACAGCAGAAGAUGCAGAUUAGUUUUGUUGUAAUAUCACCGAUAAUGUCUGGAUAAAGUCAUUUGGGAGACUUUGCUGCUUGCUUCGACUUUGUUGUUGACUGUGAUUUUCGAAUUGCUCAGAAGGCUAAGAAAUGCUUUGUAUCUAUUAGGCUCCGUUUGGUUUCCCAAUAUUAUUUUAGAAUCACAA
This is a messenger RNA of Punica granatum (pomegranate), 2678 nucleotides long. NCBI's taxonomy places the organism in Eukaryota, Viridiplantae, Streptophyta, Magnoliopsida, Myrtales, Lythraceae. The record is from RefSeq and is a predicted model, not a curated record.